GCCUCUCACGUGUGUUGGCUGUGCGUACCCGGGCGAGAGGGUAAUGCGCGGAGACCCUGCGUGGGAGGCGGCGGCGGGCCAGGCGGUUGUUGCUGACAGUGAAAGACUUCCCCUCAAAGCUGUUUAAAUGAGAAUGUCCCUGGCCCAAAGAGUACUACUGACAUGGCUUUUUACGUUACUCUUCCUGAUCAUGCUGGUGCUAAAGCUGGAUGAGAAAGCGCCGUGGAACUGGUUCCUCAUCUUUAUUCCAGUUUGGAUAUUUGAUACCAUCCUUCUAGUUAUGCUCAUUGUGAAAAUGGCCGGACGCUGCAAGUCUGGCUUCGACCCUCGCAACGGCUCCCAGAACAUCAAGAAGAAAGCCUGGUACCUCAUUGCAAUGCUGCUCAAGCUGGCCUUCUGCCUCGCCCUCUGUGCUAAACUGCAGCGAUUCACCGCCAUGAAACUGGCCUAUGUGUUCAUCCCUCUGUGGGCCCUGCUCAUUGGGGGUAUGGUUGAACUUGGAUAUAAUAUCUUCUAUGUACGAAGAGACUAAACUGUACUGUGUGGGUUUAACACUGAUGCUGAUACCAAGUUACUGGGUUAUUACAGUUUUGCCACAAACUUGGUCUCCAAAUUAGAAAGCCAAGUAAGGAAUCAGCCAGACUGCAGACUUUAAACUGAAGACUGAAAGUAGACUUAUUCCAUUUUUUUUAUUGUAAAACUGUCACAUAUGCUCUUGUAAAUAAAAGUAUUUGUUCAGCAUAA
Messenger RNA from Neopsephotus bourkii (Bourke's parrot), 744 nucleotides. It is a transcript of the gene TMEM60, whose product is annotated as transmembrane protein 60. The record is from RefSeq and is a predicted model, not a curated record. NCBI's taxonomy places the organism in Eukaryota, Metazoa, Chordata, Aves, Psittaciformes, Psittacidae. The transcript has 2 exons. The coding region runs from base 128 to 532 and encodes 134 amino acids.